GAGAAUUUCUUUUGCUGAUCAAGUUGUUUGUCAUUAUUUUAAAUAUACUAAAUUGUAUACUGUGAUUAAAUUCAGUCACAAAGUAAACGACAACGGAGUUGAAACGCUGUUCAUCCUAAUAUUAAAGAUAAGAUUAAUUUCAAACGUUCCACAGCAAAACUAUACAAUGCUAAAUUUCACCAAUGGAAUAGUUCUACUUCUAAGUGUCGUGAAACAUCAAAGCGAAUUUGACAUAAAAGUUAAAUUCCCUGAGCUUAAAGAUGCAAUAGAUCAAAUCGAUAACGAAAUGGGAUAUUAUUCCGGUAACUCCAAACACGAUGUAGAUACGGCCAGGCGUUUUAAUGAAGAUGCACGUAUAACUUAUCACCAAUCUGUUGCACCUGUAUUCAAUUGGUGCGGGGAGGCCAUUGAUAAAUUCAACACCAUACUUCACCAUUUAAGAAAUGAAAGUAUGUCAAAAGAAGGAAAAGACUAUAUAUGGAAUAUCACUGUGACUACAAUAAACGAUGGCCUAAUAAUAACUUCAAAUUCAUUGGAUAUGUUAAACGAUGUACAAGGUAAAUCAUCGAGAGUGAAUAAUUUACUUAAAACCAUUUUACAUGACACGUAUGAUGAUUUUGGCCCAAACGGCUUUUACGGAAAAAGGAAAAUUGAAGUCCAGAAAAGUAUAGAAUAUUAUGAGCACAAGAUAAAAGUAUUUGAUGUACUUCAACAUAUUCCGAUUGUCAAUAUAGUUAGUCUCACUAUUGAGAUUAUUAAAGAGUACGAUGAAAAGCUAAAUGCAUUAAAAUUUGAAAAAUGGGAUAUUCAACAUACGUUUGAAAAUAUAAUACGAAAAAUUGAACGUGCUAGUCAAAUAGCAAAAACCUUGGUGAAUCCCUAUUUGGAAGAAGACAAAACGAAUUUGGUUACACUAAGGGGCAAAGCUGAUGCUGUAGACAACGAAAACCCACUCUUAAGAAUGGACAGUGCGACUCUCCGGGCUUUAAUGGUGCGUCCCAUCCAGGAAUUGAUUACCCAAUGCCACAAAUAUAAUGCGUGGCACGGAUUCAAAAAUUAAUUCUAAGAAAUGGACUUAGUUUUGAUAAGAGCAGUUUGCGUAUCAAUUCAAAAUUUUUCAAAACAUGAAAAGAAAGAAAGUACUGUAGUUGGAAAUCUUCAGAAUCCGAUUUUAAUGGACGAUUUUCGAACAAGUUCAAAUUUACAUUAGUUCUUAUUCUUGAUUAUGGAUUACUCGCACCGUGUAAUAAAUUUUCUACUGUACUAUGGUG
Messenger RNA from Drosophila ananassae, 1271 nucleotides. RefSeq lists its product as uncharacterized. The record is from RefSeq and is a predicted model, not a curated record. The transcript is spliced from 2 exons. Bases 167 to 1060 code for a protein of 297 amino acids. NCBI's taxonomy places the organism in Eukaryota, Metazoa, Arthropoda, Insecta, Diptera, Drosophilidae. Gene Ontology annotation, biological process: hemolysis in another organism.